Danio aesculapii is the source of this 3049-nucleotide messenger RNA. RefSeq names its product adhesion G protein-coupled receptor E3-like. Gene Ontology annotation, biological process: adenylate cyclase-activating G protein-coupled receptor signaling pathway; cell surface receptor signaling pathway. Gene Ontology annotation, cellular component: membrane. The transcript is spliced from 20 exons. Bases 126 to 2681 code for a protein of 851 amino acids. The record is from RefSeq and is a predicted model, not a curated record. Gene Ontology annotation, molecular function: G protein-coupled receptor activity. Lineage: Eukaryota; Metazoa; Chordata; Actinopteri; Cypriniformes; Danionidae.
UAUUUGCUUUGUUAGGCGGUCAACUGUUUCAGGUGAAGACCACUGCUUUCAGCUCAUAUCAGGAAACUCAUCUUCUGGGCUGAUUAGUGGAUGAACAGAAACACAUCAGACUGUCAUAAUCGACAAUGGCCUGCAUAAUUCUGUUUAAAUGGUUUCUAAAAGCACUGAUUAUCAUCUCUGUUAUAAAGCAUGUUUCAACAUCCACCUUUUCACUAGUGAAGGCUACAGAUGCUAAUCUGACUGACCCCUGCAACAACUACACUGUGCUGAAUGACUCAUGGAGAUCCGUCAAUAAUACAAAUAACGCCAACACGUGUGACGCCUCAGUCUUCUGGAGCGGCUGGUAUCGGCUCUUCAUUAACGGUCUGAGUGCUCAUAUCCCAGACACAUGUGUUGCAGUGUCUAGCUGUGGCACUUCUUUCCCACUGUGGAUUCGUGGUGGACACCCGACAGUAAAGAAUGGAAUCGUCACUCGAGAUGUCUGCGGUAACGCUCUCGGUUACUGCUGUUUUUACGGCUCUUAUCCUAUUCGAGUCAAAGCCUGUCCAGAAAACUAUUAUGUCUAUGAGCUGCUUGGACCAACUGCCUGUAAUUUAGCCUACUGUGCAGAUGUUGGCAGUGUUAUCAUCAGCUCUACAGCCGCCACACCACUGAUCAUCACACCUGAUCCCUGUUACAACUACACUGUGCUGAACGAUUCAUGGAGAGCCAACAGCAGUCAGCCAUCAAAGCCAGUGACCAUGUGUGACCAGUCAGUGCCCUGGAGAGGCUGGUAUCGGCUCUUCAUUAACAAUCUGAACGCUCAGAUCCCAGACACAUGUGUUGAGAAGUAUAGUUGUGGCACUGAUUACCCAAUGUGGAUUCGUGGUGGACACCCAACAGUAGAGGAUGAAGUCGUCACUCGAGAUGUCUGCGUUCAUGCUUACAAUUACUGCUGCUAUAUGGGCUCUUAUCCUGUUCGAAUCAAAGCCUGUCCAGGAAAUUAUUAUGUCUAUGAGCUGCUUAGACCAACUGAUUGUAAUUUAGCCUACUGUACAGUUGUUUCCAACAUGAACUUCACCAGCACCAGUACAACAGUCGCACCACAGACGAGCUCAGCUGUAAUAAAUAUCACGCUGCAGGAAGGAUGCUCAAAUCAGAGCUCUGGAGGAUGUCUUCAAAAUCUUCUUGAGCAGAUAGAGAACAUUACAGCUCAAGAGCUUCCACUGAAUACGGUGACCGACAUAUUGAAUGUGAUCUUCAACGCUUCAGAGAAGAUUUCAGUGUCUUCAUCAUCAGCCAGUCCAUCUGAACUAGCCUCAUAUGGAAAUAAAGUGUUGAAAAGCAGCGAGAAACUCAUUUCUACACUGGUGAAGCCGACAGAAACAAGUGCCAACGUCAGUUUUACUCUUGAGACUGUAGAGGGACAAGUCUUCAUAGUUGGACCACAGGUGACCUUAGAGAAAAUCCCUCAACUUGAUACGACAAAUUCUUCUGUAGACAUCGAUCUUAUUGGCAUCGCCAAGAACAACAAUAACAGAUCUGCUGUGGCUUUUAUGAGCUACACCACAAUGGAGAAUCUACUGAAGGCCGACUUCUUCAACACAACUAAUGACACCAUUAAAACCAUGAUGUCCACUGUGAUCUCAGCUACUCUUCCCAAAACCAGCAACACUGCACUCACCAAAGCAGUCAACUUCACCUUCAGACACAUCAGAGAGUUUGACCCCAACGGUUCUCUGUCCUGUGUGUACUGGAAUAUCAGCGAGUGGAUUGUAGAUGGUUGUUCUGUGUUAAACAGCAACAGCAGCCACACUGUGUGUUCCUGUGUUCAUCUGUCCACAUUCGCUCUCAUCAUGCAGACCAGCAGCAGUCCACCACCGAGCGAUCGGCUGGAUCUGCUGAAUCUGGUGUGUGUGAUCGUGGAUCUGGUGUUCUUCAGUUUGGCUCUGUUGUCCUUUGCUCUUUGUCAGUGGAGUCCUGGAGUCAAUAAUGUGGCUCGAAUCAACAUCUGCAUCAGUCUGCUGUCGGCUCACCUUCUGUUUCUGCUCACACAACAGUUCCUGAACCUCAUUCGCCCUCAGCAGGUGUUGUGUGUGGUGAUAGCAGGCCUUCUGCACUUCCUCUUCCUCUCCGCCUUUGUGUGGAUGUUCAUUGAAGCUGUGCUGCUCUUCAUCUGUGUCAAGAACCUAUCACGGAUCAGCUCAAAAAAAAAGGAGGUGCUUAGCAGUGGAUUCCUGUGUGUGAUUGGAUAUGUGGUUGCUCUGGUUGUGGUGUGUGUGUCUAUAGGGCUGGUUCCAGAAGGAUACGGCAGUGAACAAUGCUGGAUUAAAACAGAUAAAGGGUUUAUCUGGAGUUUUCUGGGUCCUGUUUGUGUCAUACUAGCAUUGAACACGAUUCUCUUCAUCAGGAUCAGCAUCAGUCUGAAAUCAGCUCUCGCAAAACUAAACGCUGAAGUUUCACAGAUGAAGCAAACCAAGGUUAUGGUGUUUAAAACACUGGGUCAGUUUGUGGUUCUUGGUUGUUUUUGGAUUCUGGGUUUCGUCCCUAAUAGCAGUGAGGUGCUGCAGAUCGUCUUCCUGAUCUUGAACUCUCAGCAGGGAACCUUCAUCUUCCUGAUCUACUGUGUGCUCAAUAAUGAGAUCAGGCAGCAGUACUGGAGGUGCUUCAAAUAUCUGUGCUCUGGAUGCAAAGAAAACUGAGGACUGCAGCAUCGUGUACAGGCAAUAUGAAGUACUGUAAUGUACACACAUGAUUUUUAAACAGAAUUAUUGUACUAAAUGUCAUUAAUUCAGUUUGAAAAUGAUUGAAAAAUGUGAUGUGUAAGACACUUAAUAUUACAGCUGACAGUACUGUUGAUGGAAAGCAUUGACUCUUCUUUAAUCACUAAACAUUGAAUUUAACAUUACUCGGUGAAGGGUAAAGAUAUUUGGACUAAAUCUAAAAGCUUUUGUUCACUUCAAAGGGUUCUGACUUGUUUUUAGGAUAUGUUAAUUAUUAUUAUGGGGGUGGUUUGCUUCUUAAUAUAUCUCCAUUGUUAUGUAUUGUUAUUGCAUAAUGAACAGUACAG